Messenger RNA from Toxoplasma gondii ME49, 15651 nucleotides. Its product is annotated as target of rapamycin (TOR), putative. Lineage: Eukaryota; Apicomplexa; Conoidasida; Eucoccidiorida; Sarcocystidae. Gene Ontology annotation, molecular function: protein serine/threonine kinase activity; protein-containing complex binding; protein binding. Gene Ontology annotation, cellular component: TORC2 complex; nucleus; TORC1 complex. Bases 188 to 14956 code for a protein of 4922 amino acids. The transcript is spliced from 24 exons. The record is from RefSeq and is a predicted model, not a curated record. Gene Ontology annotation, biological process: TOR signaling; negative regulation of macroautophagy.
CGAACCUAGUGAAGAUGGUCUGCCUGCGGCAAAGUGGAGGGAAGGUCGAAAACUUUCAAAAUACGAUGCGGCGCCUCAAAAAGAUCUGGGACAGAUACAGGAUAGCAGCUACUCCGGUAGGGACAGUACUCUUCCUUGCGAAUCAGGGCUGCAGCAGGCAGGCAGCACGGUCUGGGAGAGGGAGUCGAUGGGACCGGCGCCGACCAGCCAGGUGGACGAAACGACGACGGUCGUGCCUGCCGAGUAUGUGCGGGAGUUGUGUAGCCGCAAUGAACGCCUGAGAGAAGAGGCCGCCCAUCAGAUCCGAAUUCAUCUAGAGGUAAUGGCUCGAGAGAGCAAGGGUGGAGUGGGAAGAGUCGUCGAGGAGGUCUGCGCUCUGCUGUGGAGGCUCAUCACUAGCCGGCAACUCACCAUGCAACUCGGGGCUUUGGAGCUGAUGUGUGCUCUUCUUGUUGGACCCUUUCUUUACUGGGAGAACGACAAGCUUCAGCUCCCGUUCCUUCACCUCGCUUGCGAGGCUCUACGCUACGCUGCGGUUCCUGAUACAAAGGAAGCACCUGGAGGUGCUGACCAUGGCGAUGGAUGCCCUGUAGACUCUCAACAGGAUGGCGCCGGCAAGUCGAUGAAGCGAAAAUUGGAGCCCCUUAUCACAGAGAGCGAGUGCCUUCUCGCUUGGAAGGUUGCGGAAGCUAUAAGUAUCAUUGCAGUUUCAGGCAACACUGGCACGGCUUCCAGGGCAUUUCGCAACUUGCUGAGAGUAUCCUACAUUGGGUGGCUGCGUGGAGGCCAACCAGCGCUGUAUCAGCUCACGGCAGUUCGAAUCAUCGGGCGACUUGCGAGGGGCCGGCCUGACGUUGUCCCUGAGGAUGUCUGGCGCGAGCUGCUCGAGUGCCAGAUCUGGGAAGCCAUUCAUCAUGCACACCAGCCGCGGCUGCGGAAGGCUGGAGUGGAUGCUCUACGCGCGCUACUGAACAGUCACGAUCGUUUCCACUGCAAGGCGCCAGGUGAAAGAGUGAAUCACCGUGAGCGUAAGGGAAGUCCUGCCCAGAGUUGCUUCGAUGCUCUGGACGCCCCGCCUCUCGUCGGGAGUGAAACUCUCGAAUCCUUUCAAAAGUCCGAUCCUCGUUCGCCACAUGCGGGGGCCCACGAGGACAGGCCUUCUGGCAUGAAGCACUUCUGGAAGCAUCUUCUCAAGGGACUUGCCGCACGUAGUGUUGCCUUCAGGACGACACAGAAUGAUGGCACCUCAGCGACGUGCGGUCGUGAAGAGCCAGUGGCAAGAAAGGCUGACAGCUUCAAUGACUUUUCCGUUGCCGCCCCUCUGGAACAAACACAGCCAUACGAUCCCCGUGCACCCGGCCGAGACAGCGGCGGUGUAGAGGGGUGCGACGCGAGGCUCAACCGCAUGAUGCGGGUUCUAGAAGGGUGCCCGUGUGGCUCUGCAUCUUGGAUGUCUCACAGUCUUCGACGGAGGAGCAGGACAUUGGGGAGUCGGGGCGCUUUGGUGUCUUCUUGCUCCAUCUGCAAGGCGGGUGCGCUCCAACAAGGCUCGAUUCUGGCACUGGCGGAGGUGUUUGAAGCGUCCAAGCAAAACGCAGAGAUUCUGGCGGAGGUGCGACGGAACUCUUCGGACGUCAUUCCGCUGCUCCAAGACCUCUUCUACUCUUUUCCCACUCUCGCCCAUCCGAUAAGGUUAGCGCUGGCGCGUAUUCCGCCACUGCUGGCUUGCGUCGGGGACAUUUGGUUUCUCGAACGUGGAGGCCUCGACGUUUCGAUUUCUUGUGUCUUUUCUCUGCUUCGUGAUCACCCGCGUACAUUUGUCUCCACGACAAGCAUCGGCUCGUGGGGCGGCACUGGUGCAGCAGAACCUGAGUCUCUUCACAGCGGAACCGAGUUGACCGAUCCAGAGAGCUCGUCGCAUCGCGAGGCUGCCAAGGAACAGAACCCAGCAUUGCCUACACCGUCUACUUCGGCUCUGGAGGGUCCGACUUUGGCCAUAGUAGCAGACGACGCUCGUGCGUCGGGUUCAAGAGUAGUCCGCACGGACUGCGAAUCCUCUGCGAACUGCUCUCCAGCAGAACCGCCGCUAGAUCAUACGUACAGCACCCAAGUGCCUGAGGCAUUUUUUGAGAAGAAGGAGACAAAGCUGGGCGGAGAAGCAGGGCCCUUGGCUGGUCCUGAAACAGAUACAGCAGGCAGACCUAUGCCGUCCACGCGGGGUGCAGGCCGGGGUUCUUCGGACUUAGGAGAUGACAAUGGUACAGAAAAAGACAAUUCCGACUGCCAUCCAGGCCGUGCACAUUCAAAGCCAGCAUGGGAUGGCACAGGCAACAUCGAGAAACAGCCGUCGCAGCAACGGAACUCCCUUGCUUCUUCCGGAGAAAAGGGACGCAGCACAGGCCCUGUACACGAGUCCUGCUCAGCCGGUUCGCGCUCGCGAGGCUGCACGACGCAUGAAACUAAACGCGUCAAAAAUGAUGAGAGCUGUCACUAUAACAACGGCGUUGCGGCCGUUAAGUGCCAGGCAGCCGAGGUGUGUGCGGCGUUCAACUGUUUAGCCGAGCUUGCACUGCAGCUUCCGGAGGCGAUGGAAACGCGAGUGUAUUGUUUCAUUCCUGCUUUUCUACGCGCCAUUGAGCUUAACCUCAUCGUAUUCCCGAGAGCUCAGCACUUCGCGGGAGAUGCGGGAGCGGUCAGACGAGUGGAGUGGUCCGAAAAAGAAUUUAGUGACGACAGCUUACAGGGUGAAGGGCCCCCUGCAUGCCAACGUGUCUCACCCAGGUGUGAUGUGACAGGGGAUAAGAGUGUGUGCCAUGAGGAAGACAAGCUGGGCUCGGUGUCUGGACAGGACGCGUCAGUGUCUCCUCGCGUGGGGAUUUCGAAGACAGCUGCUUGGCCGUUGCAUGACGCUGCUUCUGGAAAGGAAACACGUCAACACAACAUGCCAUCCCCGUGGGAGCGCAACAUCGACAUGCCGGGAUCUGCACAACCCUUCUCAUUUCUUGACGAUCCAUUGUGCCAGCACUGCGAACAGGUGCAGAAGGAACGCAUGGACGCGACUCACAAGAUCGUGCAGCAUGUAGCGCUCCAGUGCGUCUCGAAACUGAUUCGGGCUUUCGGGGGCCACAUGAAGAGCCGUCUGGAUUGUCUACUGCAGUCAAUGUUCUCCGGCGGCAUCAACCGAAGUCUUUUGGAGGCGCUGCAACAUCUCGUUGACUGCCCGCCCAUUCACCGUGCGGUUCAGGAACUGUUUCUCGCGCAUAUCCAAGCAGGCAUAGGCUCCUCGGAAAAAACACCCAGUCGUCAUCAACCACCCUAUUUUGACUCUCGCUCACAAGACAUGCCUUCUACAGAGCCCCCUUUCAUUAGAAAAAAAGUUGUUGCGAUCCCGUUGGAGGAAAGUCAACUCAGCGGUGACUCGGGACAGUCGGCUUCUCUGUUUGCUGAUGAAGCGGCGCCUCCGAGUCAUGUGGAAAACGAGCUUGAGCGGCCCAAUUCAGCCUCUGUAUGCGCCCGGUGUGGGUCCCAGAUCGCCCCAGCCACUCCAGACGAAGAAGGGGGGGUCUCUGACUCGGUGAGGGUUGACGGCAUUAACGCCAUCGAGACAAUGCUGCUGGCUAUGCAGGGAGCUUUCUGGUUCGGAGUGGAUGAUUUUCAGGUAAGACUGCUUGUGGCAGAAUGCGUGAUGCAGAUCACGCGACACCCUCAGGCUCCCGUCAGGGCUGCAGCCGUCUGGACGGUUUGCCGUCUUCUCCUCUCGCCUUCCAAAGUCUUCGAUGAGACGCGCGGCGCGUCUCACGGGCAGACACAGAGCCGACAUGUGCCCAGCUCCACGGAAUCCUACUCCGCGAAAACACACACGGCCGAUGACAGAAACUGGUACCACGGCAUGUACAGUUCUCGCCACCAAUCCUUUCACGCGUCACACGGGGAGGUCAGUAACGCCAGAGGGGCGCUAAGCCGUUAUGACGCGGACUCAGACACCUGCCCUCGAGGAACUGGCGCUUCUCACGACAGACUCAGGCCCUUGGCAGGCAUUCCGGAAGACGCACAUCGCUGCGGUGGAUUCUUCGCCUCUGAACACCCUGCAGAUCCUACGCGCGGUCUUGGCAGGCUUGACGGUCCCUAUAUGGCAAACGAAAUGCAUGCGCAAGACUUGCAGAACAGACAGUCACACAGCGCAGGUGUGAAAGCCGGAAGGGUCUUCGAGACUCCUUACGCGGCUGGCCCUACGACAAACACCGAUUCGGAACUUCCAGGAGGCGACGCGAGUGCUGCAGCAUUUGUGGAAGACGCGGGAGAGCUACUCGGGGACUCGCAACUCCCGGGCGACCGGUGCAACAGCAGGGAGUGGCACGCCGAGCUGGCCCGAGUAGAACGGACCCGGCUUUGGUGGGAACAGGAGCAGACGCCGCAGAUGCUGUUUCUCCAGAGGCAGCGGAUCUUGUUAAUUCUGCAUUCGCUCUUCCCCCAAGUGUCAACUGAUGUGUCUCUUGAAGUCCGAAUAGCUGCCGUCCGCGCUCUCGACGAGGCUGGCGAUAUCGCCCCGCCGCUCAUGCGACACUCCGUUGUCCUCGUGGAGUCGCUCCUGACUUUCUGUCUUGAUGAAGACAUCAUGGUCCGCCGAAGAGCAGUCAAAGUUCUCUGCAGGCUGUCGCGUCUGGAGCAAGCUAUUCUGUCAGUUCGUGGUUUGACAGGCCUCGCAGUGAACUACAUGAGCCAGAUCGUGCUGUCGUCGGCUCGCCGGCCUUUCUGCCGCGAAGCAGUGCCCCACGUUGCCGAACUGUUGGCGUUGCUCUGCGUCUCUGCCCGUUCACUUCUCGCGGCGUUCAUUCGCCCGGCCGUUGAGUUGAUCGUGGCGCACCUUAGGCGAGCGGUCUUCGGCGACUCGGAGAGUGACACAGUCCAAGUCGUGCCCGAAGAUGAACAGGAUGAACACGCGAACUCUUCCUUCUCCGUUUACUAUCCUAUGGCCCAGCAUUUGGCGAAUCCUCGCAGAGGGGACGCGAGCGACACAGAGACUCUCCACGAGACGCGGGACCCUGCCGACUCGGCGGGAACACCUUAUGACCUUCGCGAGGUCGGCGGCGUCCCGAAAGGCGCCCACACGGGUGAGAGAAGACCGUCGUCUGCGCUCUUUGCUGAGAAGUUGAGUGCGCUCGACGAGGACGAUGGCGGGGACGACUGGGGACUAAGAGACCUCACGAGAGAAAUCUCUGGAGAGAAACCAGAGUUUUUUCCCCCACUGAAUGGCGAUGGCACAGCCAGUGCCUCGGCGCCGCACUUGCAGCCCUCCCGCCAUCGGGGAGAGUCGUUUUCUGACGAGGCUAUAAACAAAGACUGCAAGAAACAACGUUGCACGGAUGAAUGCCUAGGUUGCGGCAGCACACAUCGGGGGCACCUUCAGGUCCUUCUCGAGACCCUCGAGAAGUUCUGCUCCGUUGCGGAUCGGCAACUACUUGAAGAAAUCUUGGAACAAGUUCUGCCCAUGCUGUUAGUGGUUAUUGCGAGACCAAGUGAAGACGGCCAGUGCUCCGCCGGUGUCUCCCUGCUGGUUGCCUUGAUUCGGCAAACUGGCAAUUGCACCCUGACGCCUGGCCAUCGUCGCAUGCUCCUGCGUAGCUUUAUCCGAGUGCUCGUCCCGCUGCUUCGACAGAGAGAACGACAGCUGAAGCUGCAAGUGAUGCGUGCAGUUGGCACUUUGGGUGCGAUUGCACCCGAAAUCUACGACGCUGACGAUGGCACCCCGACAUCCCAUCUUCUGUGGCACCGAGGGGCAGCCCCGGAGGACCAGGACGGCGCCCACGCCAUCACAGAUGUUGCAGAACGCAGCUCCUGGGGGGAUCCAGGAAGGGAGGCUGGUGUGCGUGUCCCGUGGGGAGAGAAGACACUCGCCGAGAAACACACCGAUUUACGAUGGGCCAGAUUUGGAAAGCUGGAUAUGACCGGCGUGGACGACAGAGACGAAUCAGGGAUGGCAACCAUGCAUGCCAAGGCGUCUGUGGGUGAAAUCCUUUGCUCCUCAAGACCGACUCGCGAGGGCAGACACGGACACAGGGCCUUACCGAAAUUCCGGACGACGUGCGGGCCCACUGUUGACGACCCGCUGGUGGGCGAGCAGUUCAAUAGCGAGGACAACUUCGGAUGCGGUUCGAGGAGGGACUCUACCAUCAAAAACCAACUACGUCUCGACGAUGGUGAAACCCGCGGCGGGAUCCAUGGGCGAGACGUCUUCUGGCUAACGCGGCGCUGUCUGACAGUACUGAUGAGCGUGACCCAGGUCCCUGGUCUUUCCAAUCUCCACUUUACAGCCUUCGUUGCGAUGGCUCGCAUCGUACGUUCGUAUUUGGCGCCGCAAGCGGCCACCGGCUUCUCAGGCGGCCUCUUGCCGGAGAGCUCGCGACAGGAGAUGCUGGACCAAGGCGUAUGCGGCGAUUACUUCGCGAUGCCUCGAGACGCUGUGUCGCAGCGUGGGAGCUGGAACCAGAUCCUAGGAGGAGAGACUGGAUCCGAAUUGGCGUCACAGGCCCUGGCCUCGAUCCUGCCUCAGUUCCUCCAAACAGCGGCCUCUCUCUUAACUGCGUCAGGCUCGACAGGCGAACAGCGUUUGGCGAUCUUAGCUACUCUAGGGCAGAGCCCGUCGUUGUAUAAACAUACUCCAUGUCCGGAGUCGCUCGCGUUUCUCGAUGUGUUGUCCGACCUGUUGGAUCAACGUCUGGCGGAGCUGAAGGUGCAGUGUCAGCACCUGCCCCACACGCGCGCGAAGGUGCCUGGAAGCCCUGGCCAGCAAUCCGUUUUUGCUGGGCUGUCAACAAAUGAGCCACUCGGCGACCCUAGACCGGAGACGACGUCGCGCAAAUCAUCGCGUGAAGUUGUGGAAACGUUCGCUCGCGCUUCUCGAGGCGGCGUCUCAGGGACAGACACUUCUGGGUUCUCCUCACCUGCAGUUUCAGUUCCGCGGCGAACAUCGCUGCUGGAUAUGCCAGUUAGUCUGCCAGCGCCGAUGCGUCGUGGCCGGGCCGAGGGGAUUGCUGCAGCUUUCUCGAGACGUGCGUGGGAUGCCGUCUGUGGGCAGGCGCCGGAGAAAGCGAGAGGGAUUAUUCGAGGCGCCUGGAAUGCGCCGCUGAUGAACUCUGGUCCGUCGAGCGAAAGCGAUUCCUCGGCGUCCGAUUCGUCUCUAUGCGACGAGAGCGGAGACUUGGAUAGCACCUCAGACGAGUUGGACCUUACGGACCCGUAUGCGGAGGUGCCGGUUGAGUUCGAACCAGUCAGAUGGGACUGGUGGCCUCCGGACACGUCCAGUGAAGUUGAAAAAGAGAUUUGGAUCCUUCUGCCUCUUCUGGAGAUCUUUUUGAUGAAACUCCCUGGCCGCAUCACGCACUACAGCAGCCGAGCCGCCCGGCAGCUGCAGGAACUUUUGCAUAUUCGGCGAUGCUGUCCACACACGGCGCUUGCGGAGCGGGCACUCCAGACUCUCGAGCGAUGCGCCUUGAUCUUGCGGCCCACAGUCGGCCACCAAAUCCUGUUUCUUGCUCAGCUGUGUACGGUGCCAUCGAUGUCUCCGUCGUCCUUUCUCGUUUCUGGCGAACCCGCCGCGAUGACUCACCGUAUCGCGGAGCUGUGCUGUGAAGAGCAAGGCAGAGUCGUGCGCCGUUUUGACUGGUGGCUCAUCAAUGAACAGAAAUGCGAGCCCGCGGCAGGGCCUCUCCGAUGCAGGUGCUGCUGCUGUUCAGCCGCGCCUCUCCAGCUCCGCUUGGCUCUUUUAAAAACACUGGAAGCACUCAUGGCUCACUGCGGCUUCCCUCUUCUCCUCGGAGGCACCAUGUGCCGCCUCAUGAGCAUUCUGGAGUGCGCCGACGACGAGGGCGUUCCGACCGAGCUGCGAGAGCAGGUCCUCUCUGUGGUAGAGACGAUAGGGUACCUCUUUCCCAAAGAAGCCGAGGUGUACGUCCGCCAGCUUCAAAAGGCGAUUGUGGCUUCCGGAAAGCCGUACCUCCCCGACGGCAGCUUCGUGGGGACACAACCUACUCCUUCGCUACCUGCGUCUCCGUCUUCGAUGGACUAUCAGGCUUCGCCUGCGUUCCAGCCGGCAGCUCCCCAGUCAGCAGUGCCUGAGAGUCCUGCUUGGAUCCAAGCGUCCCGGGGCGAGUUGGUGCCGCCAGGGACACGCAAAGGGACUGACGGGGCCGACUACCGCUCCAGUUCUGCCUCCCCGGAUCCCAGAAGGGCCUCUGACGACGCGCAUCAGCGCCCUGCUGGUCAGGUUGUGGAGGCACCGAUCCGCAUUCUAGGGGUGCCGGAAGCGUCCAGUCCCACACGGCACCCAGCGCGGCUUGCGUGGGCGAUGGGAGGCUCGGAAACUCAGCAUCCGCUCGUGGACGACAGUGAGUCAGAUGACAGUGAAUCUCCUUUCGAAGGGCACCGCUCGGAGGCGGAGCCUUUCCUGCAAAACCGAGGACGGGCCUCACAGAGACAAGCAGGCGUCCGUCGGGAGGGCAGCCUUCAGAGCGCGUGGGCGCGGGCGCAUCCCACAUUUUCCACCCUCCACGCGGUCCAGGAGAUGUCGGAGAUCGAGGAGAGGCUAGGCGACAGCGAGUGCGAAAGAGAUGCUGAUGCACCCUCAGAAAAACGGGCAUGCGAGGAACCACAUGAAGAUGACCAAUGCUCGCACAAAGAGAAGCCAACGGAUGGGCGGGAAAAGAGGACACGACAAAAGAGGUACAAGAAACACGCAAGCCGGAGGAGGAUCGAAGCACUACACUCGCGGACGAGCGCGACAGCCCACGAACUCUGGGCAAACUGCGACUUCAAAAAUAAGAGGGAACUGCACUGUUGGUUUCGGAAUGUCUCGUUGGCGAUGCUGAGGGAGUGCCGCGCCCCAGUCGUGCGGGCUUGUCUCCCAGUCGCCCUCCAGGACCCCAGCAUCGCUGCGUCGCUGCUCUCUGCAGUUUUCCUUACCUACUGGGCCUCGUGUUGCAGCAAGGGUGCUCUCAGUCAGAUGUACCAAGUGGGGCGCGGUUUGCGAAGUGUUCUUCUCUGCCCCGACGUCACGCUCGCCUCUCUUCGGCGAGUGCUGAAUCUCGUGGAAACGAUUGAGCAGCAGCGCUGGCCGUUACCUGUGGACACACAACUACUCGCUGCAGUCGCCGAAAAGUGCCAGGCGAAUGCAAAAGCGAUUCGAUAUCGGGAGGAGCUUUGGCUAGCCGACCCAGGAGGCUCGGUCGAAGCGCUGAUCCGUCUGAGUCACGAGACACAGCAGCUGGAGGCCGCCCGCGGCAUCCUGGCGCAUGCACAGAAGAAACUGCGCUUGCCGGUGAAGGAGUGCUGGUACGUCCAGCUGGGAGAGUGGGAGCAGGCCCUGGAGGCCUACGAGCAACGAGAGCGAGAAGACCCAAGCAACGCCGAAUGGUUGAAAGGCAAAAUGCGGUGCCUGCGCGCUCUCGGCGAGUGGGAACGACUGGCUUUUCUGGCUGACGACCUGUGGAAAGACGACCUCGCUCAGUUCUCUCCUCCCGGUGGCACCAACUAUACCUCGCUGCGCUCCAGCUCCGAUGUGUCGAGCGUGCAAUUGCCUUCUGCCUUGGCUUCCUCGCGAGCCUCGUGCUUCGCUGCUUCUCCAGGGGGCUCCCCUGCAACCCACUUGCACCCUGCGGACCCCUAUGCGCAGCCGACCCCCGGAUCGCAGGCGUUACCUUUACAGGCGUACUUGAGAGAGUCGCCAUACGAAGGGCCUUCGGGCCAGAGUGUCCGCGCGUCGCCCCUGUCGGAACCGUCUCCGGGUCGCCCCACACAGCCGCCCCAAGCAGACGCGAGGGAGGACAGGCGGCCACAGAACCUGCAGAGCCAAGUGGCGGAAAGGCGCCGAGAGACAGCCAGCCUGGCUGCAUCAGUUGCCUUCCAUUUCCGCGACUGGGCAGCACUCGAACGCUAUGUCCAGUGGUUCCCGGCUACGGAUUCGUGUGAACAUGCGUUCUACAUGGCCGUUCUGCGUGUCCAUCGCGGUGAGUUUGAGGCCGCGCUGGAGGAGAUUCAGCGUGCGCGGCAGCUUCUCGACCCGGAGCUGACCGCGCUGCUCGGAGAGUCCUACAAGCGAGCGUAUCCAGCUUUGGUAACUUUGCAGCAGCUGGCGGAACUCGAGGAGAUCGUCGAACUGCUUCAGCGCCAGCGAGACAGACGUGAAGAAGGGCAGCAACCACCCGUCGCCGAGUGCACUGGCAGCCAGAGCUAUUCAGCAAUUCACACGCACGACUUUUCAGCGUCGAUGAACUACUCAGAGCCGGAGACCAGCAGAGGCAGGCGCCUGUCGGAUGCUUGGAAAGGUUUCCAGAUUUCUAGGUCUCUUCGCAGGGGCCAGCGCGACAGCGAUUCACUUGGCCGGCCUGAGGACGCCGGUGAACAGCGAGGGCCUCUAGGGCGCUCUGGCGCGUGGCAGCAAGGCCCCCGAAGCAGCGACAGUUCGCGACAGCGGUAUUCGGCCGGCGAGCAAGAGGAUGACAUCGGUGAAGAAGGCACAGCCUCAGAGCAGUUGCGACACCUGUGGCGCACCCGCCUCGCGACCUGCGAGUCCAAUGCCGAAAUCUGGCAGAAGCUGCUCCGGGUCCGUUCGCUCAUCAUGUCACCACACGAAGACGCGACGACGUGGCUGCGGUUCUCUUCGCUUUGUCGGCAGCAGCACCACGCGCGUCUGGCUGUGGAAAUUAUCCAGUGUCUGCGGGACCAUCCGCACUCGCGCCACGACCCUCGAGUGGUUCUGGAGUCUUUCAAGGUGCUUCACGCGGUUGGGCGCAAGCUGGAGGCGCAACUGCUUCUCACGAGUUUCUGCUGUCAGUUCGUCACGACUUUCUUCAACGACAUGCCGGAGCAGCUUCUCUGCGCUCAGGACUCGGCCGUGCCUCUGUGCGUGAGAGCGGCGAACCUGCUCGAGUUUCGUGCAGUGCCGUCGAAGGUUCGCGGCCUUCGCGUUGCGGGUCUGAGCACGACGCCCGCUUUCUCUGAAGGUUUUGUUGACUCGGACGUUUGCCUGCCGUCGCUGACCCCCCGAAGCGAGCAACUUUUGCGCGCGACGGGCCAGUUCGAGUUGGACAGGAACACGAUCUCCGCUCUGGGCCGUCGCGAGGUGUACAGGCGGUUUUUGGCCGACGUGAAGAAGACGCUUCAGCGCCAGAAGGACCUAAAGCGCCUGCUCCCGCCGGAACUUGUGGUCGUGAAGCUCAUGGAAGAGUUGGAAGAAAGAAGCGCACCGGGGUGCGCAGAAUCCAAGGUCCCGCUGGGCGCCAAAGACCCUCUUGGAGCCUUUUCUCGACGCCAAGACACCGACCCUGUCUGGGAUCGCCUGGCGCGCGGUGAGCGCCUCUUGAAGCCGACUGACGAGCAGCCUCUCCCUGGCGUGCUGUUCAUGGAGGAAUCGACCACGAUGUGGAGGAGAGAGAUCUUCCGAGAUGGCAGCUGGUACCUCUCUCUGAAUCUGUGCAACCAGGCGGUCCACGGCGGCCUCAAACAGUGGAAUCUCGGUUCUGCCGCAGGGUUGACCAAGGAGGAGGGCCUACGCCUUCUUUCGCGCAGCCUCUUACGUCUAGCCCAGUGGACGAAGGACACCUACAACGCUGGCCAAGGCGCGCCGUUCUUGUUGCACGACGUUCACUUCCACUCUCGGCGGAAAUCGGGUUACUCCAGCAGCUGCGCAGAUAGCUCGCGUCCACGCCUCCGAUCGGGGACUUCUGCGUGGAAGCCCGAGGUGUUUCAUGGCCCCGUACAUGUGCAUGCGUCGUGGGCGUGCAAUCCCGACGCUCUCUUUCAGAUUCUCCACUGGCAGCGGCGAGGGGUAUUGUUUCAGAGCCGGAACUCCAAGGCCUGGUCUGCAUGGGCUCUGACAAAUUUCCAGGUUGCAGAGGCGCUGAAGAACGUCGUCGCGAACGAAGCGUUCCCCGUCUCGAAGAGCGGGCAAUCGUCCUUCGCCUCUUCGUCGAGGAACUCGCACGCGAGAGGUGCCCGCGUCUCAGCUCGAUCCGAGCCUCCAGAACUCACCGACUCGGGAUCUUUUCAGGAGGGUGGAUCUGGAAGCCGCGACUUCGCGCGCGAGGGGCGCUGGGGGAGAGAAGAAGAUGAUUCAGUUCAUCAGAGCUUACAUCUCGACUCUUCUUCUUUCGCGUCUCACACGAAGCGGACUAACUCACUUGGUAGCUUCUGCUGCGACAACCGAUCUGGCCCAGACGACGGGCACCACCGCCGCCAGGCUCGGGGCUCAGGAGAGAGCCACUACGCAGACAGUGCGGUGUUGCUGCAGCAGCCGCCACUGCUUCCCAAAGCCUUGAUCGACAUGUACGACCCCUGGGAGCCCUUUACUGCAGACUCGCCGGAGAACGAAAACCAUGGCAAGCCCACGAAUUCGAGUGCAGAGAUGUCGAACCUCCACGGUGACACCCGAGGAAAGGGAGAGGCGCUUGCUGGGAACCGUGGAAAGGAGGCCAAUCGCGGGGCACCAAGACACCGUGGGGGGGACGGGCGGCAAGCCCGUCCAGAGCGACUGGCGGAGAACCCAGAGGAGACACGAGAUGUGGAUUUCUGCUCACCCCAGGAAGCAGACAGCAGCCGAGAAACUUUCAGGGGACCGGCAGUGGGAAGCUCUGCGGCUGACGAACGCAACGAGGAAGAAAAAGAGGUUCUGCUGCUCACCACCAUGCUCCCGCACUUCAUUGUGGAAGCGGUGCGCGCCUUCCUACGGUCCAUCGAACUCCGCCCUUCCACUUCGAGCCUCCAGGACAUCCUGAGACUCAUCAAACUUUGGUUUGUGCAUGCGGACAUCCCCGUCAUCUGCCCCUUGGUCCAGCACGGCGUGAGCACGAUCCCUUUAGCGACGUGGCUGGACGUAAUUCCGCAGCUCGUGGGGCGCCUGAUCACGCCGGAUUCGUGCCUGCGAGGCUCGGUGAUGAAUCUUCUCAGCAAAGCAGCUGUCCAGUUUCCUCAGGAGCUGAUCUUUCCAUUGGCCGUGGCAAGCAAGAGUGCGACGCCACAUCUCUCUUCGUCCGCAUGCGUCCUGUUGAACAUCAUGGCUCGCGACCACCGUGAACUUGUCCAGCAUGCGUUGCUGGUUAGCGAAGAAGUCGUCCGGGUUUCGGCCCUCUGGGAGGAGCGAUGGCUGCGGUGUCUCGAGCAGGCGAGCGAGGCGCACCACACACGGAGCGAUUAUCGAAAAGCCGUGGCGCUGCUGGAGCCCAUGCACGAAGAACUGUGCAGGGGUCCCCAAACUUUCAGAGAAACACUGUUCCUGCAAAAGUACGGGCGGGAGUUGGAAAACGCGUACACGUACCUCAAGCGUUUCAGGAGAAGCGGCAACCGCUACGACGUGGACCAGUGCUGGAUGUUUUACUUGCCGGUUUUCACGCGACUGCUCAAAGAUACGCAGAACUUGAAGCGUCUGGAUCUCAAAGAAGUCUCUUCCGCUUUGUCUGAAGUGAAAGACCUGAAAGUCGCGGUGCCUGGCUGCAUUGGAGUCAACGGCAACUAUCCGUUGAUUCGAUCUUUCCUCGGAGAUGUUUCCGUUUUCACGUCAAAGCAACGACCUCGAAAGAUCGGAAUUAUGGGAAGCGACGGGCGUGUCUGGAACUUUCUUCUAAAGGGCCAGGAUGACCUGACACAAGACGAGAGAAUCAUGCAGGCUCUUCGCUUGAUCAAUCACCUGAUGGAGAGCAACGCGGACGCGCGGCGGAAGGAGCUGUCCAUUCCGCUCUACAGCAUCGUUCCACUGUCACCCACUGCAGGUCUCAUUGGCUGGCUGCAAAACACCGAAACGAUGCUCACGUCGAUUAAGGCCUUCCGACAGGGUGAAGGCAUCCCUGUCAAUCAUGAGCAGCUCAUCUUGAACAUGCUCUAUCACAAAUACGAGUCUCUGACGCUUCUUCAGAAGGUGGACCUCUUCGAGCAAACAUCGGCUGCGACGAGUGCGCAGGCGCUGCGGAGGGUUCUGUGGCUGCGGGCACGAAACAGCGAGGAGUGGCUGCUUCACCGAGCGAACUUUUGCAAGAGCGUUGCGGUCAUGUCUAUGGUAGGGUAUAUCCUGGGGCUUGGAGACCGGCACCCGUCGAACCUGCUUCUCAUGGGAGAAUCUGGGCGCGUUGCCCACAUCGACUUCAGCGAUUGCUUCGAGGUCGCCGCGUACAGGCCACGCUGCCCGGAAAAGGUCCCCUUUCGGUUAACGCGCAUGAUUGUCUGCGCUUUGGAGAGUGGGACUGUCGAGGGAACAUUCCGGGCAACCUGCGAGCAAGUUAUGUCUCUUCUACGUGUGAACCAAGACGCGAUUGUUGCGAUGCUCGAGGCAGCGUUUGUCGGGGACGUCUCAACAGCCCGUCGCCUACACCAAAUUUUUGGAUCGCAUGCACAGCGGAAAUUGCAGGCCAAGCGCGCUGUGUCCGGGCCGUCUCGAUUCGAUCCCAGCUCGAUAGAAGCCAGACAACGGUACGCCAACGGAGAGAGACCUUUCCCACAGACUUUCAGGAGGCCCUUCGAGCAUCAGUUCAGACGGGGAGACAGCGCCCGGGAGCUCCAAUCGCAAGGUAGCGCUUGGAAGCGACAGGCAGAAAGUGAUGAAAAAGCAUUUGAUCCCAACACUUCCGGCCUUGUGACAUUGAGUGAAGGAGAAGCAAACAAUGUGAGAUAUCGGCGAAGAAACAUGCAGCACUUUCGGCGUGGCCAGCGUGGCGUGGGCGUGAGCGAGGACGAGUUCUUGGACAACGAAACCGGAUCCGAACACAGCACGGACGAAGCGUUGAGUGGCAUGGAAGGCAUCCAGCGACUCCAGACCUACACGAAACGGGUGAUCGCGCGCGUAGAGGCCAAGCUCACCGGCUACGACUUCGAAGAAUAUAUGGACGUUCCGGCUCAAGUAGACAGCCUCAUCGAGGAAGCGAACGGAGUGGAGAACCUGUGUGUGGCCUACGCCGGCUGGUGCCCGUUUUGGUGAGAGUAGUUUCCCUUUCCUGGCCUCCUGGACAUGCACCAGAUUGAUCGGGGGUCCACGAUACUACGUUCAGUCUUACAAGGUGUACGAGUUGGAGGUACACGAAACAUCGAGACACGAUCAACUACAUACAGGGACAUGAUAGAAUCCCUGUGUUUUUCUUUUGUAAUGGUUUGGCACUUGCCUGAAGAAUGAACUCGAAGGGAGGCGAGAUUGGGGAUUGCUUCUUGUUCGUGAGGAGAGAGGCAGUGAUCCUCUGCCGAAAGACCUGCCUUAAACAAUGGCGUGAUCCGCCAGCCUUUGUUCAUGGGAAGUUGUUUUCUCGCCUCGAUAAUAUCGAUGCAGACAUGCUCAUGCAUGUGCCUAUCUGUACUUGCAACAUAAAGUUGCAUGUUCUCAUAAAAUUGUAGAUUGGUACGUGGAAGUAUAGUGAAAAAGAAUUGAAUUCCCAAACACUACUCUCCCCUUUAUAGGGGCUCCUGCUUUGUUUUUUUGUGCCAUGCGGAGAGAUUCACUCCGCUUAGGGCGUUGUUUUCUGUUUCAGAACAGCACCGUUUAUGCAGCCUUAUCCAGCGCCGUCGGUCAGUUCUUAUUUCUUGUCAAUACUUUUGUCCCGUGCUGGGGGGACGGGGGGGCUGUGCAUUCAGCCGCAAGCAAAGACUAGCGACACUGCUCUGCGUAUUCAAUUUUCUCCGAAG